AUGGAUAGAGGUGAUUUAUUUUUAAAAUUAUUUGGAAAUAAAGUUAUUAGAAACAAUAUUUUAAGGUUUAUACAUAUUGAAGGCUAUGCAGGGUAUUAUGGUUCAACAUCAUUGUCAUCAUUACUUUCAAAUGAAAAAUAUUCAAUGAUAUUAGAUAAAUUAAGAUCAAAUCAUUUAUUAAUAAUUGAUUAUUAUUCAUUUAAUUUAUUAGAAGCCAAUUACAGUUUAAAAUAUAAAUUAUGUGAUACAGUGAUGAUUGAAGAAAUUUAUCAAUUGAUAUGGAAAAACUAUAAACACGUAAUAUCAAAUACAGAUAUCAAAGUUUGGGUUCAACACAUUUUGGAAUUUACACACUCAAAUUACAUCGACUAUAACAUCACUAAUUUUAGUAAUAACAAUAGCACCAUGGGAGAUAAAAAAACAUUAACAAUAUCCAAUAUAAUAAAUCCAUCAUAUAAACUAUUUGAUUUAUUAGAGAUUUCACUCCAUCAAUUAGAAUAUUCUCCUAAAAUAUCAAUAUCAAUAAUUAAAACAAUUGAACAAAUUAAAUAUAAUAAUAAUAAAAAUAAAAAAAAUAUAGAUAAAAAUCAAGAAUUUGUUAAUAAAAAACAAAAAGUAAAUGAAAUAGAUAUUCAAAUCAAUGAAAAUAUACAGGAUAAAAUUAAAGAGUUAAUAUAUAGUAAUAAUAGUAAUAACAUUCCAAUAACAGUACCAUUCAGCUUCAAGUUAUUUGAUUACCAUGAAAAAGACAUUCCAUUCGAUGCUUCAAACCAUGAAAAUGCAAAGUUAUAUUUCAAUUAUCUAUUUAACACCAAAGAACUAGAUGACUCGGUUUGGUUUGAAAUUUUUAAAGUAACCAUUUCCAUCUACAACCACCAACUUUUAGCAUGGCUUUUAGAAAACUAUUCAAUCUUUAAAGAAAAAUAUAUCUAUUACAUCUCAAACUAUUUUAAAAGAAUGUUUAAGUACCAUUUUAAAAAAGAUGGGUCACCAAAACAAUUCAAUUUCAAUAAAAUAUAUUUACUGGGCCAACAUUUGAAGGAAAUUCCAUUGGAGAAAGAAGAAGAUGUUCAAGAGGCAAUAGAGAAAAAAAUUUCGAAAAAAAAGUUAAAUAAUAUUUAUUUGUUAGAUUUCAAUUUGCUUUUAAAUAAUUUAUCAAAUAAAGGUUUCACAGAAUAUAAUGAAAAUGAAAUUACCUUUGAAAUUUUUAUUAGAAACAUGCUUCUACAGCUACAGCAAAUCAAACUGGAUCCCUUGCUUGAAAUAGUAGAAAAAAUGGAUCAGAGUAUUCUUGAUAGAAUAUACAAUCAAAGUGAAAACCCAUUCAAGUUUCUUUCAAAUAAAUCAAAUAUUUUAAUUUAUAUAUUUUUAAAAUCAGCAGUAUCUAAAGACUAUAAAUCAAUAAUUAAAAUAUUAAACUUAAUUAACAAUAACUAUAUAAAUGGCAUAAAUGAACAAUCACUAUCAACAAUCAAAGAUCCAAUGGAAAUUAUAACCUAUUUAUCAGAUAAUAAUCUAUUAAAACCAUUCUCAAACAAAUGCUUAAUAGAACUAAUAAUAGAAGAAUUACCAAACUUCAUAAAUCAAGAAUUCAUAUUAAAUCUAGUAGACCCGGACAAUGACCAGGUUAGCAAUUAUAAAGAAUAUUUCAAGGAUCUAAAUGAUAAACUAUAUGAAACCCCCUUCCAUACUUAUAAAUUUUUGAAAACAGAUAAUAUUGCUCUUGAUUUUUUAGGUAGAGGUUUAUAUGAGUCAGUACUAAGACUAAUAGAGAGCCGUACAACUCAAAUUAGCCGGAAAACCUUUGAAGCUUUUAAAUGGGACAUUUGUAAACAAAUCCCAAUGAGGUGGUUUGAAAAACUAUAUGAACCAAUGCUAAAGCAUACUAUCAUCGGUACUUACACUAUUAUAGAUAUGUGCUCAACUAGAUUCGAUAUUACUGAAUUCUAUUGGUCCAAUUGUUUUACAGAAAGAGAUAAAAGAUUAUUCUUGGAAACCCUACUACAGAAAUUUUCAUUUCAAGAGUAUCACCCAUUAAUUCAAUAUAUUUUAAAAGAAAAAAAGCAAUAUAUCAUUUCAUUAAAUCAUAGCGAAGAAUACAAAUAUAAUAUUUUAAACCUUGCAUUCACCACAAAAAAUACCCUAUUAUUUAAACUCACUCAUUCUGCAUUCCCAUCAACUACUUUUAAAAUAAAUAAAGAAAUGCUCCUAGAACUAAUAAAGUAUAGAGAAUCAUUCACCAAUUUAGCAGAUUUAGAAAUGUUGGAAUUCUUUUUCGAAUAUAACUUAAUACCAAAUCUAAGAGGGAUUUUAGGUGAAGAUAUAAACAAUCUCAUUAUUAUAGACUACUUUAGAAGUUUAAAAAACAAAACUCUAGAAAAAUGCUCAAUCAUUGUUUCAAAAUCAACAUUUAUUUUAAUUCAUACUAUUAUUAAACAUCAAGAAAAUAAAUAA
This is a messenger RNA of Dictyostelium purpureum, 2454 nucleotides long. RefSeq lists its product as uncharacterized. The record is from RefSeq and is a predicted model, not a curated record. Bases 1 to 2454 code for a protein of 817 amino acids. The transcript has 2 exons. Lineage: Eukaryota; Evosea; Eumycetozoa; Dictyosteliales; Dictyosteliaceae.